CGAUCACGGGACGUGUAAUAUUCCCACACUGACGUGGAACUUCCUUUGAGCCCUUGAAUAAAAAGUGAACUCAACGCGAUCUCUCAUCCCUGUAACUACAAAUGCGGAACACUUUAAUUGUCGCACUGUCGCUGGCCCUUUCGGCCUCGGCUGCAAUAUUUCCAAAGGACACUGUGGUCAAGAUGCUCGAUCCAAAGGGGUUCAGGAAAGCUAUGAAGGCCAAUGAAACUAGUAUGGUUGCAUUUGUAGCACCUUGGUGUGGUCACUGUCAGCGUAUGGCUCCAGAGUACAGCAAGGCUGCAUUAGGUCUUUACCCUCUCAUUCCUACAUACGCUGUCGAUUGCGACGCCGAAGCAAACAAGCGUUUAUGUAGCGAACAGGGGGUUCAAGGAUUCCCAACAAUCAAGCUGUAUCCUCGAGGAAAACAACUCAACCCACUUACAUAUGAUUCUGGUGAUCGGACAGCAAGCUCGUUCUUUUAUUGGGCAUCAAGACGUGUUCCUAAUCAUGUCAAAAAAAUUGGACAAUUGAAUGAUAUUCAGCGAUGGGCAGAAGAGAGUGCAGAACGUGGACUUCCUCGGGCACUCCUUCUCACCAAGGAAAAAAUAAUACCUUUAUUAUGGACAGUCCUAGGCAACAAAUUUGCAGGGAAAAUUGAACUUGCUUCUCAUCGUGAUCGCAAGGGAAAGAGUUCUGUUGCAUUGGGCUAUGAAGCAGGCGAACAGAAAUCAUCCAAGGUCCUUAUCUACCCACCCGGAUCGACGACCCCCGUGCGAUACGAAGGCAUCAACAAACUUGACUCUCUUUCCAAAUUCUUCGAAUCGGUCAUUGAUGGCACCGCUGACUUGAAAAUCGUCAAUGAAGAAGCCGCUUCUGAGGAGUUCGUUCCCGACGAAGCUGAACUUGAAAUUGAGCGAAAACAGGAAGCUCAACGGAUCGCUCUCGCACACGGAGGCUUCGCCAACUUCAUUGACUUCGAGGACGCGUUGAAGAAAGGCCAUAAUCCGCACGGCUCUCAAGGGUACCCAGGAAUGUUGGGAGACCUACCUCAGAAAAAGAAAAAGCCGACUGGAAGUGAGUCGAUAGCAGCAGAACCGGCGGUGGAAACUGGAGAUGCAAAGGAGCAAGCAGCAUUUGCUGCAAGUGAGCCAGCACCUGCUGCUACCCCGGAACCAUUAGAAGUGCCAGUGGAGGAACAAGCAUCGGAACAAGCAUCUGAACCAGAGCCCGCGCCGGCACCCAAAGACGAACUAUGACCUCAAGGGUUGGGGGUCUGUUGGUCAACAAUUGUCUGUGAGCCAGAUGUAUAACAUAUCAUUAUUCAACCUAGGUGCUAGAUGUACGAUGAAGAUGGUUAAUCAUGAAUGCAAUAUUGCGUUAUCCUAACUCUGUGCAGUGUAUGAUUUCAAGUUGGAUGAAAUGUAGAUGAUGAUCCAUGCGGUGUGUAUAUUGAUGGGAAGCAACAGGUGGUAU
Lentinula edodes (shiitake mushroom) is the source of this 1473-nucleotide messenger RNA. RefSeq lists its product as uncharacterized. The transcript has 7 exons. Gene Ontology annotation, molecular function: protein-disulfide reductase activity; protein disulfide isomerase activity. NCBI's taxonomy places the organism in Eukaryota, Fungi, Basidiomycota, Agaricomycetes, Agaricales, Omphalotaceae. Gene Ontology annotation, cellular component: endoplasmic reticulum lumen. Bases 102 to 1256 code for a protein of 384 amino acids. Gene Ontology annotation, biological process: response to endoplasmic reticulum stress. The record is from RefSeq and is a predicted model, not a curated record.